AUGAUUUCAAUUCAAACUAAAAAAUGCGGCUUUUUGCAUGUUUAUGUACAAGGUAAUCUUAGUGAUCGACAUGGCAAAACAGUCAUCAUGACUGUACAUGAUGUUGGCACGAACUACAAAAGUUUCGUCCGUUUUUGCAACCAUCCUUCAAUGGCUGAUGUCAAAGCAAAAUCAAUCUUUCUUCAUGUUUGUGUUCCUGGUCAAGAAGAUAAUGCUCCAGAUUUUGCCGGAGAUUUUCCCUCACUUGACCAGCUUGGUGAAGAUCUUGUAUGCGUACUUGACAAACUGGAUAUAAAAACAUGUACUGCAUUUGGCGAAGGUGCUGGUGCAAAUAUUAUUUGUCGUUUUGCUAUGUCGUCGCCUAAUCGCAUAAUUGGAAUUUGUCUAGUGCAUUGUACAUCAACUACUGCAGGGAUCAUUGAGUACUGUAAAGACAAGCUUAUAAAUAUGCGACUUGAGUCAGGUGUUAUGUCGCAAGGGGCGUGGGAUUAUCUGGCCAUGCAUAAAUUUGGAUCUCGGGAAAAGCAGGCAUAUAUUGAAGAACUGAAGAGUUGUUUGAAUCCAAGAAAUCUCAGCAAAUACCUCUAUAGUUUUUCAAAAAGAAGUGACAUAUCAUCGCUCAUUGGUACUAAAUUGGACAAUGUGGACGCAUUAUUGGUCACUGGUGCUCGUGCGUCUCAUUUGCAUACUGUUUACACAACGCAUAAGUCAAUGAAUAAACGAAAAACGACGCUUCUGGUUGUAGAUAACGUUAGCGAUGUGAUGGCUGAAGCGCCUGAAAAAUUGGCACGUUCACUCAUUUUAUUGUGCAAAGGUUGCGGCGUAUUAUCUGGAGUAGCCAUUCCUGGUAUGGAAAGACAGCGUACACUGAGCAGCUCAAUGGAAGAAGCGGAUCGUCCUCGUCGCUUCUCUCUUGCACAACCAACAGCGCCAAUUUUUCAAUAA
Thelazia callipaeda (thelaziosis nematode) is the source of this 945-nucleotide messenger RNA. Lineage: Eukaryota; Metazoa; Nematoda; Chromadorea; Rhabditida; Thelaziidae. The record is from the annotation of a GenBank genome assembly.